UUGAACACUUCUAUGGCAAAGCAUUAUUAUCCACAAAGAAGUGAAUAAUGGUAAUCUACGGUGUAUUGUUAAUGGAUUAGCUAUACCUCGGUGGAUUAUACCAAACUUCCAUAUCCUUCAAAAGUAGGGUCGAGUGUUCGACUAUUCCAUUUCGUAGGUCAAGAUCAUCAGACUCCCGUUGGCAUAAACAUUUCAGACUGCCUGGCACAUUCUAAAACCACGGCGAAGAAGUUAUUUCCUGAUUGGCAGUUGAGAACUAUGGUCGUGUUGCUAUCGGGCUUUUAACAUCAUCAGUUGUUUUAUUUUAGUUUCUAGCAUAGUUCUAGAGCGUUCUCGAUUUUAAAUUUGCUGUGGAAAAUCUAUCAUGGAAACCACGAAAACUAUUAUCUGGAUAGUUUUGUGCGUCGCACAUCAUGGAUUUGCAUUCAAUUUAACAACAGUUGAACACUCAUCCUUAUCAUCAGACAUGGAGUAUUUCACUGCAGUAACAGAGAUAAUAACACAGUUUACCACAACACAUUACGAGGACCCCACCAUGGGAAGCGUCCCGGAAAAUGGUCUGCCAGAAGAAAGAAUAGAAACAACAAUCGCCACAGGGAAUUCUACCUUCCAGGCAAAAACGCCAGAAUUUUUAAAUUCCUUAGGAUCAAGUUCAACUGAUGACGUAGUGACGGCUAGUGAGUCACUUAAUUCUACGGGGGAUAAACAAACAACAAUGGCCUCGUCACAUAUAUCAACAAUUACUGACUUCGGCGAAUAUUCUGAAAGUACUGAACAUCCGGAUCCAAAAAUGUUUACCUCUUUAGACACUGUUUAUACAUCUCCCAGCAAUUUACGCACAAAUCAUGGAGUUUCUUAUGCCCCUACAAGUACCACGAACAUUCCCGUCAUCGACGACAAAGAGGUACUACUUUUCUCCCAGACAGUCGUUUUUGUUUUGAUCGGAAUUGUAUCUGUUCUUGGUGCUAUAUUCAUUAUUUGUAUUAUCGUGAAAAUAUGUACUUGUUAUAGAAAAAGGUCGAAAAAGAGUAAACGGAAGCAUUCUUGGAAGAGAGCAAAGACGGCGAUAAGUGAUACAUAUUUCACUAUUAUGAGCGGGAAGAGACCUCCUUUGCCACCGAGAAAUGCUCGAAGACACCGUGAUGAUGCUGAAGACCCAUAUCACGUCCCAGUACUCCUUGAUCUUUCAAAUAAAAAAAUUCCUUAUGAAAGCAAUUUUGAAACGAUGGUUUAUCAAAACUCUGAAAAUUCAACCAACCAGAUACCGCCAGGAAACACUAUUGACGCCGUAAAUAUGACAUCUACGGUCAUACACACUGCUGUAGAAAACAUUUAUGAAACUGCAUUUCAUAACAAUGGUUUAUCACCCGAUGAUGAUGAAUCAGGUAUUAGUCCACCAAAUGCGGAGGUCCCGCGUUCCGAUGGGCCUACAGACGAAGAAUCUCGCGCUGUAAAGCGCUACAUUUCAAUGCGCUGUCGACCUGAUCAACGAGAUGAGCUUCAAAGGAGUAGCGCAUGCUCAGGUGACAGCGCAAUUGCUGUAAAUGGAGAUAAAGUCAUAGAUGAAUAUAUCAAUAACUUAUUAAAAUUUGAUCAUGAUGGAGGUGAACCUCGUUCUCCAGAGUACAACACGUACGAUAGUGUCCCACAAAAUCCUUUUCGUUUUCCAAAAUCAGAUUCCGAACAUACCAAUGGUUCACACUAUGUAGAGAAAUCAUUUAUCAAUAAUGAAGACGUUCAUAAUCUGGAAUCGCCUGACUACAAUAUGCUACAAUUCCGAGAACCGCAGGGGGAUACGCAAAAAUACGCUAGUUAUUUACCUAAAAAUGAUGAUAAUACAAAGGCCUCGUUGAACGGUGUCGUUGCAGGAGGCAACCCGGUAGAGACAAUUAGUCCUACUGUACCAAGUGUAGAGAUGAAUACUGUAAAUGAACUUCAAAACGAAUAUACGAUUGACCCUACCAAUUUGCGUGAUACCGCGACAGUGAAAGAUGGUUCCGAGGGGAUAAUAGACAUUAGAAAAAAUUCAUGGAAACAACGAGGGCUUUCAUGGCGAAUAUGAUAGUAAUGAAUCUUCUUCAGAUUUUGCUAUUAUUAGUAGGGCCUACAAACAGUAUUAUUUUAAAUAUGUCUUCGAAUGAUAUACAAUGCACACACUUAUCACCUUCUAAUAACUUACUUAAAUAUUCAUAAUACGAAAGUGAUAUUUAACAUGAUUAAGUUUAUUAGCACAUACAGGCACUGUACAAUAUAUAAUUAAAAUUAUUAUUAAUAAUUAUUAGACUAUUAGCAUAUUGUUAAAUGUCAUGCAUAGGCCUACUUAAAGCAUAAGCCAAUGAAUUACAUUUACUGUCUUAAAUUUAUAAAAACAGGACUUAAAAUAAUUUACUGUGUUGGUUAACAUGUACAGUACAAUUUGUAACCAAAGGACAGAAGCUAUGAUCACGCUAUCGGUUUUUAUGUGACAAAUUUGAGUAAUCCCGUACAAUAUAUGGCCAAUAAUGACGUCAUAUUUUCAUACCCAUAUAUGAAAAAAAUUGAUGUUUGUCGCAUGAAGUUUGAUAGUGUGAACAGAGCUUCUGGUUUCCAUAAAACCGCUGCAUAGUUAUCGUUUACAGUUUUCGGCGACGCUAAUUGGUCGGUCGAAUCUCGGAACAUUUAAGAUUGGGUCGGGGACAGCUACUCAGUAGUAGUGAUUAUAGUGGGAAUAAAACUAUAAAAGUAGAUGAGAUGAUGAUGAUGUUACUGGCAAUAGUGGAACAGUCGCGCCGCGUUGUUGCGUCUAGUCUCGCAUUCUCGCGUUUGAAGCUUGUAGCCAAAGUGUGAACCAAAGUUUCGCGUCUAAUUUUGAGGUCACACUAAAUCUCGCGUGCGUUGCGUAUGAAUCACACUUAAAAAUAAGCAGUCAUCAUAACACUGUAAUAACUUCAAAUAGUACUCAUCUAAAAUGUUUUAACGCCUACGUAUUAACUUUAAAUACAAAAAAGAAGCGGAGGUGUAACAUAGUGGUUAAGUUGUUUGCCCUCCAAUCCCAAUUCGAAAUGAUUUGUUGUCACAACACAAACAUAACUCACUCCGCAAGCUUAAUGUGAGAUUUAUGUAAAGCAUAUUUCAUGUCAUGUAAAAAAAUUAAAACUAAAAUACUUUUUAGUUCUCUAUUGACGUAUCAUUGGCUCUUGUACUUAAAAUAAAUACAACCUUCGGUACGUUUUAAUGUAAAUUCGAUAUACUUGUAUAUUGUCACUUAAUCGCCACGUAUAUGCCCAUAUAUAAUUUUAAACCAAUUGUAUAAUAGUUGGUGUAUUUUCUUUCUAGUCCAGAUCAUAUGCUGCAAUAAAACGACAUAUUUAUAAAUGUGUUGCAUU
Anneissia japonica is the source of this 3365-nucleotide messenger RNA. RefSeq lists its product as uncharacterized. The record is from RefSeq and is a predicted model, not a curated record. NCBI's taxonomy places the organism in Eukaryota, Metazoa, Echinodermata, Crinoidea, Comatulida, Comatulidae. Bases 365 to 2062 code for a protein of 565 amino acids. The transcript is spliced from 4 exons.